UGACUGCAUCCCUGUAUCCCUGCUGUCAAAGCUACAGGACAUCUAGCUUGCUGCACGGUGGAAACAGGCACAUUGGUGGUAGAAAGCAGAUGAAUGCUGAAACAAGUGUAGCGUUUGAUACCGAAUUAUAUAACUCGCCACUGAUCAUUGAAAAAAAGUGUGUGAAACUUCAUUUCGCAUUUACACAGUUGAAAACAGGCGUCUGGAGGAACGUUUUACGAGCAGGUUGAGUAAAAAAUACGAAGAAUCCAUCUCGUAGACCAAGGAAAGCUCUUUAGAAGAGCGUUGUUCUUGCGGUCGGUGCGCGCGACUUUCCCUGAAGUACAAGCUUUACGCAUAAUGUCGAGGAAAAAGGCUUCAAAGGGCAAAGGCAGCAGCGCGAGCCCCUCUACAACCAAAGACAACAGUAACAAAUCGGGUAAAAGUGGCCUGGUGGCUGGAGUUCAGGCUAAUGGAGUGGUGCAUCCGAGCCGACCAUCUGUCAGCAGUAGUGAAUUUUACGACGUCGCCUUCAAGGUGAUGCUGGUAGGCGACUCAGGAGUAGGGAAGACCUGUCUGCUAGUGCGCUUUAAGGAUGGAGCAUUUCUGGCUGGCAGCUUUAUUUCUACUGUGGGAAUUGACUUUAGGAUCUGGGAUACUGCAGGGCAGGAGCGCUUUCGAAGUGUUACACAUGCCUACUACCGUGAUGCCCAUGCCCUGCUGCUGCUGUAUGAUGUCACCAACAAAGCAUCAUUCGACAACAUUCGGGCUUGGCUGACAGAAAUCCAUGAGUAUGCUCGGCAAGAUGUGGUCUUAAUGAUACUUGGCAAUAAGGCUGACGCCUCUCAUGUUAGAACAGUAAGGAGAGAGGAGGGUGAAAGACUCGCUAAGGAGUUUGGAGUGCCUUUUAUGGAGACAAGUGCCCGAUCUGGCCUUAAUGUAGACCUGGCCUUCACUGCCAUAGCAAAAGAGCUGAAGCACAGGUCCAUGAAGGAUGGGGAUGAGCCAAAGUUUAAAUUGCAUGAAUAUGUCAAUAAGGAAAUGAAGACCACUGGCUGCUGCAGGACCUAAAACCACAAGUGGGUGUGUUUGUGUGUACAUAUGCACAUGGUUAUCAUAAAUGUGUUUACAUUUGCCCAGCUAUGGGAAUUUCUUUUGUGUUUGUCUGUGGACAUAUGGUUCUUAUGACUAUGUUUAAAUUUGUCCACAUACAUCAUGUGUUUGUGUGAAUAUAUGUACACUGAAUACAUGAUAAAUGGUAGACAAUGAACAGUGUGCAGAAUUUUAUCAGCUUUGUUAAACCAUGUGUGGAUUUUUAAUUCAUUUCGAGCUUGGGAGAGCCUUGAAGGGCUCAUGGGUACUAUAAUUAAUUCAAGCUGUUUCUAGAGAAGCACAAUUCUGCUCUUUUCUAUCUUCAAAAGCACCACAUAUCCUAAUCAGUGCAAUGGGAAGAAAUGCACCCUUUAGAGAAACAGUCAAGAAAUGCCACAAGCACGUACUGUAGGUAUAAAAUGUUAAAUCUUUUUUGUCCACCAAAGUAAUUAGGGGCCACAUGCUACCACAUGCCAUUUUAUAUAGUCAUUGAAAUUCAAAUUAAAUACAAACUGGAUGAAUAAUUUAGGAAUUGCAGCAGUUUUAACAUUUAGCAUUUACAAACCCACCCCAGGUAGGAGGUCAAAACAAUUAGACAAUUGGCUGCUCAGCUGUUUCGGUGCCAGUUAAAAGGUCUAGAGUUGAUUUCAAGUGUAGCAUUUGCAUUUGUAAUCUGGUGUUCUUAACUCUCAAUAUGAAGUUUAAAGAGCUGUCACUGCCAGUGGACUCCAUAAGAGAGACCACAUUUUGGUUAUUAGGUUAAUUAUUUGGUAAACUGUUAGCAAAAAAGAAUGGCCACAGGAAUAAUGAUAAAAUUUUAAUACCACACAAAAUAACUGUAGUGAAUGACAGAAGAAUUUUAGGUAGGUGUACAGUAUAUCUGUCCAAAUCAUCAAUCGGGUAUCCAGAGUAAUCACAGAGGGUUUGAAAAGGGGGGACCAUAUAUAAAAAGUUUUGUUUUCCUACAACAUUCACCCAAUUUGGAAACUGAAAAAAAAAAAAAAUAUAUAUAUAUAUAUAUAUAUAUAUAUAUAUAUAUAUAUAUAUAUAUAUAUAUAUAUAUAUAUAUGAAAAUCCGCAUUUCAGCUUUUGAGUGUGAAUAAAUUAUGACAGUCCAUGGCAGCUCAAGUUCUCACUGUCAUUAGAGCAAAAAGCAGUUCUUGUAAAUAUUACAAUGCUUCUACUUUUUAGUUGUUGUCAAAAUAGAAUUUGUAAUGAAAACAGUUUAUGUGUGUAUGUGUGUGUUUGGAGAAAGGCAUCCAAUUGUCAAUAAAAGAAACAGCAUCAUUCCUAAUAUUUGGCUAAAUUAAAUUAAAUAUCUGGAACAAAUGGGCUGUUUCAAUAAAGAUGCUAUUAAAUGUACAUGUCAUACUUUCAGUUUUUGCUAAAACAUAAACCAGGAUUACAGCAUGCUAAUUCAGUAAUAUAGUAAUUGGUACCAAGAUAUAAAUUAAUUAUUGGUACCAAUACAUUUUAAAUAUGGGUGAAAACCCCAACAAUAUAUGUGAUAUGUUAUAAAUAAAGUUUGAUGGUUGAUAUGUGUUGAAGUGUAACCAAGGGAAACAUAGCUGUCACACCAGUUUAACAUCACAGCCAUGCUUGGACACCAGCAUUUAUUUAAAUGGAAAGGGAUUUUCUCCAAAGCUCAUAUUCCAAAGCUUUGAGCUACAAUAAGGGUGUUUUUGACAAAUUACUGAUGUUGUUUUUGACAAAUUACUGUAGACAGUGUAUAUGUUAAAGCUAUAAUACAUGUUUUGUUGCUUUCUGUAGAUAUUAAAGUGUUUAAAGUUUUUUGAUCGCAAUGUUUAUACCAAAUUAUUCAUUUAAUUCAGAUUUUCAUUUUGUUAUAUAUGUAUAAUAUAUUAGUAUCAUUUAGUUCAGUGUAGUUAAGUGGCAAAAAAUCUUCAUUACAGCUUUAACAAACCCUUUAUUUUGUUCUCUGUCCUUUUUUGAAUGGAAAUGCUAACAGUUAAAGUUAUCUUUGGAUAAAAGUUGAAAGCUAUAUUUUGCAGAAUUUGUAUUUUGUGUAUUUUCAUAUAUACACUGCUAGCAGUUCAUGUUCAUUUUACAUAAUUCUUUAUAUACACAUCAGUAUAUUGAGUGUUACAUCUUUUUGAUAUAUUCCAAAUCACUUAGAACUACUAUUUAGAUUAACCUUAAAUACUGAGGCAAGAAAAUAAAUCAGAACGAAUUCUUAAUUUAAAAGUAAGCUACACAACUGUAAACACGUGUUACUUUUUCAUUUUGUAAAUCAUUCUGUAAAUUAUUAUACAGGGUUUAAAAAACAAAUUGUAUACCGAAACCAGAAAAAAUCCAACAUUUAUCUUAUAUUUUAUGUACAAUUCUAUGGAAUUUACAGUGCCUAUAGAAAUUCUAUACACCUUUUUGAAAUGUAUACAUUUUGGCUAAACAAACCAAACUCAAGAAGUGAAUGUAGUAAAACAAUAUAGCACCAUUCUUUUGGCUACCCUCUUGUGUUAAACUAGUGAUAUUUAUAUAAUUUCAUCUAUCCAUUCUCUCAUAACGGUUUUUAAUUCCUCUCUUGUUCUUGCUAGUUUCUUGUCUCUGUCUUUUUUGUCCAUGCAUACACCGUUUUGAUGGUGCCAGCCAUUGCAUAUAUUUGCAUUAAUAGAUAAACUAUUAUAAACUAAUUACUAAUUUUAACUAAUAACUAAUGAGUUUCAUUAAUCAUAUCGUUAAUACUUAUCCAUAUUGUUGCAGACAUCAGAGUUCAAGCAUCUGAUUAGAUUAGAUCUGUUUAGAUUAGAUUACUAUAUUACUGAGAAGAUGGUACACCCUGGACAAGAUGCCAGUCUAUCACAGGGCAGACUAUCACAUGGCACACACACUACAGAAAAUUUAGAGAUGCCAAUCAGCCUACAAUGCAUGUUUUUGGACUGGGGAGGAAACCAGAGUACCUGGAGGAAUGGAGAGAACAUGCAAACUCCACACACAUAUGGUUGAGGUGGGAAUCAACCCCCAAAACCUGGAGGUAUGAGGCAAACGUGCUAAU
This is a messenger RNA of Tachysurus vachellii, 4084 nucleotides long. Its product is annotated as ras-related protein Rab-26-like. Gene Ontology annotation, molecular function: GTP binding; GTPase activity. Bases 340 to 1050 code for a protein of 236 amino acids. NCBI's taxonomy places the organism in Eukaryota, Metazoa, Chordata, Actinopteri, Siluriformes, Bagridae. The record is from RefSeq and is a predicted model, not a curated record. The transcript is spliced from 8 exons.